GCGAUGUCUGGUCGUGGCAAGACAGGUGGAAAGGCACGAGCCAAAGCGAAAUCUCGUUCUUCUAGAGCUGGGCUGCAAUUCCCUGUGGGCAGAGUUCAUAGGCUCUUGCGGAAGGGAAACUAUGCUGAGCGGAUUGGAGGUGGCGCUCCAGUUUAUUUAGCUGCUGUGCUUGAGUAUCUUAGCGCUGAAAUCCUAGAACUCGCUGGUAACGCAGCGAGGGACAACAAGAAGAGUCGAAUCAUCCCACGCCACUUGCAGCUGGCUGUGCGCAACGACGAGGAGCUAAAUAAGCUGUUGGGUGGUGUAACCAUCGCGCAGGGUGGAGUCCUGCCCAAUAUCCACGCAGUUCUGCUGCCUAAGAAGACUGAAGCCCUGCAUACUGCUGCCAGCAGCAAGCCGACUACCAGUGUGGGCAAGUCUGCCAGAGUGCCAAAAGUGACAGUCAAGCCUUCUGCCAAAAUGCCAAAAGUGGCAGCAAAGACUUCUGCGUCACUUGUUCUAGUAGUUGACUGA
Messenger RNA from Rhineura floridana, 513 nucleotides. RefSeq names its product histone H2A-like. NCBI's taxonomy places the organism in Eukaryota, Metazoa, Chordata, Lepidosauria, Squamata, Rhineuridae. The record is from RefSeq and is a predicted model, not a curated record. The transcript has a single exon. Gene Ontology annotation, cellular component: nucleosome. Gene Ontology annotation, molecular function: protein heterodimerization activity; DNA binding; structural constituent of chromatin. Bases 4 to 513 code for a protein of 169 amino acids.